CUCUCAGCUUACAAUAAACACUGCGAUUGUUUAUAUGCACAGGUUUUAUAUGUACCAUUCUUUCACCAAAUUCAAUAGAAAUCCCUGAUGGAGUAAAGUGUUUGCAGGCUGUAGAGGAGGAAAUGUGAAUGGAGUUAGUGGAUUUCACCAGGAACUUUGGAAGAGUGUUGGGUAUUAGUGUUGCACUGGAGGAGGAUGAGAAUUGAGCCCUGUUAGAGGGAACAGAAAGACUUCUGUGAGGAGUGUGGGUAAAUAAACCAGGAAUCUACCCUGAAGAUCACUGCUGUGGCUCCCUGGAUACUUAAUUUUUUUGAAUUUUACAGAUUUUUAGAAUCAUUAGUACAUGUUCUUUCUUUCCUUUGAGGCCGUCUUCUAAGGAGACAAUCUGUGUAAUUUGAAAGUAUUUUUUGAUAUUGAGGCUUAUCGUUGCCACUACUACUGAAAGUUUGAAGAGCUAUGAUGGGAAUCAUAGAUUUUACCAAGAAAAGUUCACUGGAGACUUGCAAGUGCCUUUUAGAUAAUCUCACCUACUGCAUUAUUUUUGGCUGCAAAAGUAGAAGAACAGGCUCGAAAACUUGAACAUGUUAUCAAAGUAGCACAUGCUUGUCUUCAUCCCCUAGAGCCACUACUGGAUACUAAAUCUGAAGCUUACCUUCAACAGACUCAAGAACUGGUUUUACUUGAAACCAUAAUGCUACAAACACUAGGUUUUGAGAUCACCAUUGAACAUCCACACACAGAUGUGGUGAAAUGUACCCAGUUAGUAAGAGCAAGCAAGGAUUUGGCACAGACAUCCUAUUUCAUGGCUACCAACAGUCUACAUCUUACAACCUUCUGUCUUCAGUACAAACCAACAGUGAUAGCAUGUGUAUGCAUUCAUUUGGCCUGCAAAUGGUCCAAUUGGGAGAUUCCUGUAUCAACUGAUGGAAAGCAUUGGUGGGAAUAUGUGGAUCCUACAGUUACUUUAGAAUUACUAGAUGAGCUAACACAUGAGUUUCUACAAAUACUGGAGAAAACGCCUAGUAGGUUGAAGAAGAUUCGAAACUGGAGGGCUGAUCAGGCAGCUGGGAAACCAAAAGUAGAUGGACAAGCAUCAGAAACACCACUUCUUGGUUCAUCUUUGGUCCAGAAUUCCAUGUUGGUAGACAGUGUCACUGGUGUGCCUACAAAUCCAAAUUUUCAGAAACCAUCUACAUCAGCAUUCCCUGCACCAGUACCUCUAAAUUCAGGAAAUAUUUCUGUUCAAGACAGCCAUACAUCUGAUAAUUUGUCAGUGGUAACAACAGGAAUGCCGAGUACCUCAUACAGUUUGUCAUCACACCAAGAAUGGCCUCAACAUCAAAAAUCGGCAAGGACAGAACAGAUGUAUUCACAGAAACAGGAGACAUCUUUGUCUGGUAGCCAGUACAACAUCAGCUUCCAACAGGGACCUUCUAUAUCAUUGCAUUCAGGAUUACAUCACAGACCAGACAAAAUUUCUGAUCAUUCUUCUAUUAAGCAAGAAUAUACUCAUAAAGCAGGGAGCAGUAAACACCAUGGGCCGAUUUCUGCUACUCCUGGAAUAAUUCCUCAGAAAAUGUCUUUAGAUAAAUAUAGAGAAAAACGUAAGUUAGAAACUCUUGAUCUCGAUGUAAGGGAUCAUUAUAUAGCUGCCCAAGUAGAACAACAACACAAACAUGUGCAGUCACAGGCAACCAGCAGCAGUUCUGUAACUUCUCCCAUUAAAAUGAAAAUUCCCAUCACAAAUACUGAAAAACCUGAAAAAUACAUGGCAGAUAAAAAGGAAAAGAGUGGAUCACUGAAAUUACGGAUUCCAAUACCACCCACUGAUAAAAGCGCCAGUAAAGAAGAACUGAAGAUGAAGAUAAAAGUUUCAUCCUCAGAAAGACACAGCUCUUCUGACGAAGGCAGUGGGAAGAGCAAGCAUUCAAGCCCUCAUAUUAGCAGAGAUCAUAAGGAGAAGCACAAGGAGCAUCCUUCAAACCGUCACCAUACCAGCAGUCACAAGCAUUCCCAUUCGCAUAGCAGCAGCAGCAGUAGUGGUGGCAGUAAACAUAGUGCUGAUGGAAUACCAUCCACUGUUUUGAGGAGUCCUGUUGGCCUGAGCAGUGAUGGCAUUUCCUCUAGUUCCAGCUCUUCAAGGAAGAAGCUGCAUAUCAAUGAUGCAUCUCACAACCAUCACUCCAAAAUGAGCAAAAGUUCCAAAAGUUCAGGUAGUUCAUCUAGUUCUUCCUCCUCUGUUAAGCAGUAUAUGUCCUCUCACAACUCUGUUUUUAACCAUCCCUUACCCCCUCCUCCCCCUGUCACAUACCAGGUGGGCUACGGACAUCUCAGCACCCUCGUGAAACUGGACAAGAAGCCAGUGGAGAGCAACGGUCCUGAUGCCAAUCACGAGUACAGUACAAACAGCCAGCAUAUGGACUACAAAGACACAUUCGACAUGCUGGACUCGCUGUUAAGUGCCCAAGGAAUGAACAUGUAAUCAUUUGUUUAGGUCAAUUUUUCCUUUACUUUUUUAAUUUAAAAAUUGUUAGAAUGGAAAACUUCCUCCUAAUCUAGUAGUGGUAACACCUGCUGUUGCUGCCACUGCUUCAGUAUUUGUAAGUGCUGCUUUAUUCUUCAUUCUGAAAAGAAGAGAUUAUAGUAAACAAAUCUUUAUCUCCACGUAUGAUAGUGUUAUAAAUACUGUAAAAGCAUGGAAGGUACAAAACUCAGUACUUCUACAAUUGCAGCUAAGAACAUUAGGAUAAAUGGCUGGCUGCUUCUAGGAAUAUAAGAUGCCUCAAGCAUUUAUUAUUUAUAAUUUGAAUAUUGUAGCUGUUUUUUGUUGUUGCUUGGCUUUUGAACGAGUGUAAAUUGUUUUCUUUUGUGUAUUUAUACUUGUAUGUAUGAUUUGCAUGUUUCAAUGAUAAAGGGAUAAAACAGUGUACUGACAACUGUUUACAAGAAAGUGGAGAAAAAAUGUACAUACAUUUUUGUAUGUUUAAAUAUUACCAUAAAUACUCAGGAUUGGAGCUGCUUGUAAGUAUAACAAUAUACAGAAUAACUUUAUUUUAUCUUGUCAAGUCCAUCACUAAUCUAAAACAAAGGUGGCACUUUUUCAUGUUAACCUUAAACUCUAGGCCUUACUGGAAGCCACUGAAGGGGGACACUUCACUACCAGAUGGGUAUGCAGUGCCAGAGAUGGUCAUUUACACUAUGAGGCGCUGAACUUUGCCUUCAGAAGUUCUGACCAGAUUGGCUGCUGGAAAAGCCCCUAAUUUUCUGAAGGCUUGAAGAGGAAAAAAUAAAGUUUACAUACUCUUGAUGUGAAGUGCAUUUAAAUGUUUGUUGGCUCGUUGCAGUACUAUAAAACAUCUGUUAAUAAUGGUUAUGUGGAUUACUGUGAUUUGAAAACUAAAUUCACAAAAACUUACAUAGUGAAGAAUUAGUAAGUUUUUUUCCUUAAAGAACUGUAACACUACAUCUUUUAACAGUAAACAGGGAUCACUUUUCCUUUAGCAUUCAGAAUGACACCAUAUUCUCAAAUAUACUACUCCCUCGAAGUGUGUUUGUGUGUGAUGCCAUAUUUCUUUUUCAGGUAAAUGCAGUCUUCCUUAUAAAAAUGAAAUUAAACCUAUGCUUUCUCAAUUCUUUUAUAUUCUAACAAUAAAUAAAAAGAAAAUAUUACUGUGCAUUGUACCUGUAUUCAUAACUUAUGGUUGUUAUCAGGAAGCUCUAUAAGAAAAAAAGUUCAGCCUCCAGGCAAAACACAAAUGGAGGUUUUUACAUCUGUUUGCACAUCUCAGUAUAUUCCCAUUGAGGUAAAGUUUGCACAGUCAUCUGACUUCUGAUCAAACUAUAGACUUUAACUUGUUUAAAUUUUGUCUUAAACACCGGUAAUAUGGCUCUUGUUUAUCAGCUAAUCUUGAAUUUAUUCUGUGGUAAAUUUUCAAGCUGUCGAUUAUCUUUGAGAUGGGUUGGAUUCAACUUCUGUUGAACUGAAAACUCUCUUAAUGAUUCCUCUGUGUAUAUGAAUUAUUUUUGUUACAAAGCCACUGAUAUGUGCACAAUUGUAAUUUUACUCAAGUAUGUUGCGGUUGUAAAUAUUAAGAGUUUAAUCUCAUUCUCUACUUUUAUUUAGCAAUUACCUAAUUUGCCAGUAGCUUUAUAAUUUUUUAAGAUAAUUGUUCGUUAUUUUGUCAAUGUUAUUUGAACUUGGGAUACUAGGAUCCUCUAUCUAGGGACUUUGCCUAGCUAGCAUGUCCUAACAUUUGUUCCUGUCUUGCAUAACUUUUAGUAAUCUUUGUCAAUAUAUGUAACUUUGUUGCUCUGUAUGGCAUAAUAUUGUAUCCAUAAACAUGGUAAUUUUGAUACAGUUAUACUUUUACAGUGGUACAUAAUCCCAGGACUAGCAUAGAAUUAAGAUGAGUGCAAGAUAAGGGAGGGGAAGGGUUUUGUUCUUGGUAAUUUAGAUGUGAAACCUCUACAGAGCUAUCAUGUGAAACGAUAUAGGGUGGUUGUGCUACUGUAUAAUUGGGGAUGAUAAUACCAGGAAUUUUAAUAAGAUUUUGUAAAGAAUAUCCAGAAAAGUAGUGAAUUUAUUUUCAGUAUGACAUAGAAAACAAUGUGAAUAUUUAAGGUCUGUGACUAUAGUUAAACUUCACUAAGAAUUUGCAGAAUUGUUUUGAGAUGUGGGAAUAAAGGUAAUUUUUGUUGAAUCUUUAUUGGUGCUAAUGAUGGACAGUUAAAAAGAUAGCUAGUGUAUAUUAUUAUGGGUCAGUACUUAUUAGUACUUCCAAAAUUGAAUUUGAAAUGCUAUGUAUUCACUUUUCACUCUGUAAAUGUAAUUCUUUACAGUGACUUUAUUUAUUAAAGGGCAGCCAGUUGUAAUUUUUACAGGAUUGUGUCACCUAUUCAAACUUGUUAACCUCUGAACAGGAGAUUAAGCUUCUAAAACCACAAUGGGGAUAGAUAUGAAAUCCUUUAAGUGUUAUUUCCAUUAAACAAAACCCUUAUAAUUCAUAUUAUCAUGAAUUUGCUUUUGCCAUCUCAUUUGCAUAAAAUAGUUCAUCUGCCUGGUCCCAUUAGGCUCUACCAAAGAAAAAGACUCCGAUGAAUGGACGUAAUUACUGUGAGUCUUCUAAGUAGCCAUAAAUAAACCAAAAUAGUAUCAUCAAAUUUAGGUAUAAAAUUCCACAUGUGCAAAGUACUGUUAAGGUGAUACAUUUUUGAUGAGAUUUUUAAAAAUUUGAAAUAUUAAAAAGCAUUAUCUUUAAACAUCCUAUGAAAGAGUGAUUCAUUUUUAAAUUGUUUUUUCCCUAGAUCAUAGAUUUGUUAUCUUUAUGCAGAAGCACAUCGCAAAGUAAGGCUUUUCUUCUACCUCUUUAACUAGACUUGCAGUGUUGAGCUGUGCCCCCUAAAUAAUUGCCUUAGCUGUGUUAAAAUACAAUAUUUUCAGAACCAAAGCAAGGGGAUGUUUAUUUACAAAAACAUUCUCAGAUGCCUACUUUACAAAACUGAACGUACUAUCCUUUAGUGGUAAGACCUUGCAAAGUUACUAGUUAACAGGUAUUUAAAUGCUGAAAAGUUACGUCAUCAGCCCUAGGUUUGUCUUUGAAAGCAGUUACAUGUGCAUCGACCUUCCUCAUAUGUACAUAUGCCUUCUAAUUAAAGUUCUUAUGUUCAGAGUCGAUUAAAGAAAAUUUCUACCAGAAUGUAUGGUUUCUUGAGGAAUGCAUGAGGAGCUGCUUAUAUUACUUUGUACAGACAGGUUGUAAUUAUGUAGGAUAACUUUUUUGGCCAAUCUUUGAACUAAAGGAAUGGCUGGUUGAGGUCUACUUCAGAAACCAAUUUAAAGUGUUUUUGUUAGUUACCAAAGACCUUGCCUUAAAAGGUUUCAAGCACAUUUUCUUUUAUAUCCGAGAAUUUAAAUUGCUGGCUUUUAUUCCUUAACCAACCUUAGAAAUAAACCACUGCUUAAAUAUGCAUGGAUGUUACACUAUUAAGAACACUUGGUUGAUAUUUCACAGUUUUGCAUUUACUAUAGAAAUGAGGAUUUUUUUUUUUUACACAUGGUAACAUCUAUAAAGGAAGGCAGUUCUGUUCUUAAGGUAUCUCACCAUUCUCAAUUUUAUCUAAAUGAGAAGCAAUGUUUCUCACCUCCUGUGCUUAAAUUGCUAGAUGAUGUGUAGCAUGUCUUUGCUGAGAAAAAUUUGAAAGCUCUUAUUUUGAAGAAUCCUUGAUUCAGUAUUUUCUCGAUUUGGCAAUCUCUCCCUCAGGAAGCUGGGAGGCAAUAGGAUUCACUAACUGUACGUGUACCCAGAUGAAUGAUCAACAACUGCCACACUCGGGGAAACCUGAAUUAACUGAGUCACAGGAUGGUAGAUGCUAAUCUCAUGUGCCUAUUUCUUGAAGAUAGGCUGAUUUAGACAAGGAUUUUUGGCAUCGGGAAAGCACGUUCUGGCCCUGUCCUAGGUUACCAAGUUGUGAUAACUACUGUGUGUUAAUUUAAGAAUUCACAGCUAUGUUGAUACCUGAAAUCAAUGGGCAAUUUUAUCUGUAAGAUGAUAUAUCUAAGCUAAAUAAUCAGAAGUUUACCCGAAACAUCUGUCUUUACAAUAAAGAUGAUCUUGCCAGUGGGAGUGAAAUGCUCUUAAGUGCUUUAGCUCUGAUACUAUGCAUUCAUUUUUUACUUCACAGUGUCGGUUUGGGCACAGUCAGCUUUUGCCUCUAUGACUUGCCUUUUUCUGUUUAAUAAUUCACCAUUACCUAUUCUGCCUGACAGAUUCUUUAGGUAGGUGGUUAAGAUAUAUUGAAGGUUGCAUGGCUAGGAGUAAUUCUGUUCUCAUAGAGGUGACUUAACCCGUUCACUGUGAUCCAUUAAUCUCAAAACUAAAUUCUGAGAACUAAUUUCCUUUAUUUCCAAGUUUUGGGAGGAGGCCUCACUUAAAGCCCCAAAUAUUGACAAUUCUGUUCAGUAGUUUGUUUAAUUUGAUUUGUCUAUUUAAGUAAAUAAUGAGUACAUUCUUAUUUUUAAGAGGUGUUUGUUUUUCAAGCAGCUUAACUUGGUUAGAAAAACUUCACGUGUACUCAUUUGUUGUAAACAGUGAUUGGGGUUUCACUUUCUGGAUGUACUCAAGACUCCCAAGGAUGAUUGAAUAGGAUGCUUGCUGAUAGACAGUCUAAAACAGGAAUAUGUGUAUAUGGCAUGAAUUAGUCAUUGAAUAUCAGCUUCAGUAUCUAUACAAAGAAUUUUUAAUAAAAUUUGUUUAACAACAUAA
This is a messenger RNA of Galeopterus variegatus (Sunda flying lemur), 7262 nucleotides long. RefSeq names its product cyclin T2 (gene CCNT2). Lineage: Eukaryota; Metazoa; Chordata; Mammalia; Dermoptera; Cynocephalidae. The record is from RefSeq and is a predicted model, not a curated record. The coding region runs from base 692 to 2482 and encodes 596 amino acids. Gene Ontology annotation, biological process: positive regulation of DNA-templated transcription, elongation; regulation of transcription by RNA polymerase II. The transcript has 9 exons. Gene Ontology annotation, molecular function: cyclin-dependent protein serine/threonine kinase activator activity. Gene Ontology annotation, cellular component: cyclin/CDK positive transcription elongation factor complex; nucleus.